Condylura cristata (star-nosed mole) is the source of this 3497-nucleotide messenger RNA. RefSeq names its product leukocyte receptor cluster (LRC) member 8 (gene LENG8). The record is from RefSeq and is a predicted model, not a curated record. Gene Ontology annotation, cellular component: nucleus. Lineage: Eukaryota; Metazoa; Chordata; Mammalia; Eulipotyphla; Talpidae. The transcript has 15 exons. The coding region runs from base 50 to 2437 and encodes 795 amino acids.
CAAAGGCAGCCUGGCUCCCGAGGCCCACCUUCUACACCCCAAGGUCCAGAUGGCGGCCAACGUGGGUGAUCAGCGUAGCACAGAUUGGUCCUCUCAGUACAGCAUGGUGGCUGGGGCAGCCAGAGAGAAUGGCUUGGAGACGCCCAUGCACGAGAACCCGGAGUGGGAGAAGGCCCGCCAGGCCCUGGCCAGCAUCAGCAAGGCGGGGGCCGCCGGCAGCUCGGCCAAGGCCAGCAGCAACGGGCCCGUGGCCAGCGCGCAAUACGUGUCCCAGGCAGAGGCGUCCGCUCUGCAGCAGCAGCAGUACUACCAGUGGUACCAGCAGUACAACUACGCCUACCCGUACAGCUACUACUACCCCGUGAGCAUGUAUCAGAGCUAUGGCUCCCCCUCCCAGUACGGGGUGGCCAGCGCCUACGGCUCCGCCACCCCCCAGCAGCAGUCCGCACCCCAGCACCAAGGGACUCUGAACCAGCCCCCUGUUCCUGGCAUGGAUGAAACGAUGUCCUACCAGGCGGCCCCCCAGCAGCUGCCGGCAGCCCAGCCCCCACAGCCAUCCAACCCUCCUCACGGGGCGCACACACUGAGCAGCGGCCCUCAGCCUGGGACAGCUCCUGCCACUCAGCACAGCCAGGCCGGGCCCGCCUCAGGCCAGGCCUACGGCCCCCACACAUACACUGAGCCUGCCAAGCCCAAGAAGGGCCAGCAGUUGUGGAACCGCAUGAAGCCAGCCCCUGGAACCGGUGGUCUCAAGUUCAACAUUCAGAAACGGCCCUUUGCAGUCACCGGCCAGAACUUCAGCUCUACCCCGGAAGGCCAGCACAGCAGCUUCGGCCCCCAGCCCAACCCUGAGAAGGCCCAGAGCCACAGGGGGAGCCUGUCUGGCAAGCCCGACGACUGGCCCCAGGACAUGAAGGAGUACGUGGAGCGCUGCUUCACGGCCUGUGAGUCGGAGGAGGACAAGGACCGGACGGAGAAGCUGCUCAAGGAGGUGCUGCAGGCCCGGCUGCAGGACGGCUCAGCCUACACCAUCGAUUGGAGCCGGGAGCCUCUGCCAGGGCUGACUCGGGAGCCUGUGGCUGAGAGCCCCAAGAAGAAGCGGUGGGAGGCCCCUAGCAGCCUUCACCCUCCCAGGGGGGCAGGCUCAGCGACAAGGGGCGGGGGUGCCCAGUCCCAGCGAGGGACUCCAGGGGCUGGGGGUGCUGGCCGAGCCCGGGGCAGCAGCUUCGCCAAGUUUGGCAACCGCAAUGUCUUCAUGAAGGACAACAGCUCCUCCUCCAGCACGGACUCCCGCUCCCGCUCCUCCUCGCGGUCCCCCACCCGCCACUUCCGCCGAAGUGCCUCCCACUCGGACUCCGACAGCUCCUACUCGGGGAACGAGUGUCACCCUGUGGGUCGCAGGAACCCGCCCCCCAAGGGCCGGGGUGGUCGGGGGGCCCACAUGGAUCGGGGCCGAGGCCGGGCGCAGCGUGGGAAGAGGCACGAUCUAGCUCCCACCAAGCGCAGCCGCAAGAAGAUGGCGGCCCUGGAGUGUGAGGACCCAGAGCGUGAGCUGAAGAAGCAGAAGCGGGCAGCCCGCUUCCAGCACGGACAUUCCCGCCGCCUGCGCCUCGAGCCCCUGGUGCUGCAGAUGGGAAGCCUGGAGAGCAGCGGGGCCGACCCUGACUGGCAGGAGCUGCAGAUCGUGGGCACCUGCCCCGACAUCACCAAGCACUACUUGCGUCUCACCUGUGCCCCCGACCCGUCCACCGUGCGCCCCGUGUCAGUUUUGAAAAAGUCCCUGUGCAUGGUCAAGUCACACUGGAAGGAGAAGCAGGACUACGCCUUCGCCUGCGAGCAGAUGAAGUCCAUCCGGCAGGACCUGACGGUGCAAGGCGUCCGCACUGAGUUCACAGUGGAGGUGUACGAGACCCACGCCCGCAUCGCCUUGGAGAAGGGUGACCACGAAGAGUUCAACCAGUGCCAGACGCAGCUCAAGUCGCUCUAUGCUGAGAACGUCCCGGGCAACGUGGGUGAAUUCACCGCCUACCGGAUCCUCUACUACAUCUUCACCAAGAACUCGGGAGACAUCACCACGGAGCUGGCUUACCUGACGCGGGAGCUGAAGACAGACCCUUGUGUGGCCCACGCCCUGGCACUCAGGGCGGCCUGGGCGCUGGGCAACUACCACCGCUUCUUCCGGCUCUACUGUCAGGCGCCCUGUAUGUCUGGCUACCUCGUGGACAAGUUCGCAGACCGGGAGCGCAAGGCCGCCCUCAAGGCCAUGAUCAAAACCUUCCGCCCUGCGCUGCCCGUCUCCUACCUGCAGGCCGAGCUGGCCUUCGAGGGCGAGGCCGCCUGCCGGGCCUUCCUAGAGCCCCUGGGCCUGGCCUACGCGGGCCUGGACAACGCCAGCAUCGACUGCCGCCUCAGCCUGGCGCAGCUGUCAGCCUUCUGAGCACCGCGACGGGGCGGGGCGGGGCUGCGCCCCACUGCGCGGCCUUUGCGGAGUUUGUUUCUGAGCCGUGGACUUGGGCUGUAAAUUAAUUUUGGGGAGUGGGCUCCAGGAGGAGCCACCCUCCCCUCCCCGUUUCCCACCGGGGAGUCUGUACAGAGAGUUUUUUCUACAUUUUUAUUUUUGGCCUCAGAGGGUUGGGGGGAAGGGCAGCGGGGGGUGGGGCGCAGUCUAGGCUCGUCCGUCCCGGCACCUGCACUAAUGCUGUCUCAGUGUUCUCUCUCUCUCUCUCUCGAGCUCGUACUCCGGCACCCGACCCGGCACGCUGGCCUGUCCCAAGCUGGGGGGCCAGCGGAAGAGGACCGGCCGCCCCGCCUGUGCCCGCUGCGGCGCGGCCAGCACGCCCGCCCGCCGCCGCCUCGGCCCCGCCACAGACUCUUGUUGCCCAGCCCCCCGGGGCCACCGUGUUUGGGGUGCGGGGAGCCAUGGAGAGACUGUGCCCUGCCUUCGGCCCCCCACCCCGGAAACGCCGACGCCAUCGCCCCCGCCCGAUCCCCCCCGCCACGGCGCUCCGAGGACUCCGGGGGCCUUCGCGGGACCUCGCCGGCCGGCCACCUCGUCUGCAGUUGCAUUAAGUUGUCUCGUGUCCCCCCUCCCUCCACCCCCAAUGUCUCUCCUGGUUUUUUUUCCCCUCCCCCCCCUCCUGUCCCUUUCCUCCCUCGGUUCAGCACAGGUAAAGCAGUUCCCUCCCCUCCCACUCCAUGGAUCACCAGCUCACGUCAUGUUUCCUUCCUUCUUUCUGUGUGUGUUUAUUUCAGUUAUUUUUCUUCUUCCUCCCUUUUUCUUUUCGGCCUCCCUCCCUCCCUCUUCUGCCAUGUAACUGGAGGGCGUGCAAUGCGUCUGCAAACAGCUGGACUGUCAGGCUGCUUUUUUUCCAGAUGUUUCUCCUCUGCCCCCUCCCCUCCUCCUCCCUUUCCUCCUUCAUUCUUUCCUUGGAGCACUGCGCACCAUUUGAAGCUUGAGAGAAACCAAAAUUAAAGAGAGAGCGAGAGAGCACACCUGU